UACCACGGCAUACACUUCUGGCUGGUUGUGCCCACUCGCAGAGAUAUCUCGAGAGCUCCGCCGGAAAAAAAAAUGGCGGGAGUAACUUGCCGGAUACUUUUCAACUUGCCGUCAAAUCUGAUGUGCUCUGCUCAGAGGGUGUAUCCACCGCGAUGUUGCUCUGGUUCGCCGGAAAAGAAGAAAACUCCGGCAGUCGUGAAAUGGGCUGUCGGUGGAGUCACGGAACUGAUUCGGCUGUUCUCCGCAACCGAUCAGAACAGAUUGAGAGAAGCUAGCUACAGAUCAAAGGACGAGAUUAUCACUGUUCGAAAUUCUGAUGACUUGAUGAUGAUUCUGAAGUCGGAUUACAAAAAUGCUUACUUCGUCACAGAUUCCGAAAUUGCUUGUUCUUUGGAAUCAGGAGUCUUCACAUCUGCAAUUUAUGCGGACGAUUGUAUCUUUGAAGACCCUACAAUCAGUUUUAAGGGCACAGAGUUGUAUGAACGCAACUUGAAAUUACUGGUUCCUUUCCUCGAAGACCCAUCGAUCGAACUGAAAAAGAUGGAGAAGGGUGAUGAUGGGUCGGAAAGAAACUACAUACUCGCGACAUGGAAGCUAAGGACAUACCUGAAACUUCCAUGGAAGCCGGUGAUAUCCAUCAAUGGAAGCACGGUGUAUGAACUAGACAGAGGCUUCAAAAUUGUCAGGCACGUGGAGAGCUGGGAUGUAUCUGCGGUUGAAGCCAUCAGACAAAUAUUCAGAUCCUCCUCAACUCUUGGAACUUGAUCUGACUGAAGUUCGACCCGUCAAAGUCUAAUAAUGUCUUCAUAGGAUAUCUAAGUUGUGGAUUCUUUCCUUCGUCCGAGGGUGAAGAGUUCGGGAUUUUUCAUGAUGUGAUAUGAAUCACUUGAACUGCUUACUGUCGGGACAAGUGAGGAAGCCUAUGCCAUGAUAUUAAAACCUCUGCCAUGCCAUGUCUUCAUAGGAUAUCUAAAAUGUAAAUUUUGUCCGAGAAUAUAAAAUUUUUAAAAAAUGAAACCUCAUGUUCGCUUUUAA
This is a messenger RNA of Tarenaya hassleriana, 1035 nucleotides long. RefSeq lists its product as uncharacterized. The transcript has 8 exons. Lineage: Eukaryota; Viridiplantae; Streptophyta; Magnoliopsida; Brassicales; Cleomaceae. Bases 73 to 765 code for a protein of 230 amino acids. The record is from RefSeq and is a predicted model, not a curated record.